Messenger RNA from Lotus japonicus, 835 nucleotides. RefSeq lists its product as uncharacterized. The record is from RefSeq and is a predicted model, not a curated record. NCBI's taxonomy places the organism in Eukaryota, Viridiplantae, Streptophyta, Magnoliopsida, Fabales, Fabaceae. Gene Ontology annotation, molecular function: zinc ion binding. The transcript is spliced from 2 exons. Bases 416 to 796 code for a protein of 126 amino acids.
UGUAGCGUUUGCCCUUCUGUCAGUUCAACGUUAGUUUACUAACGGAGGGGCUGACGUGGAAUUUUAUUUUGCUUUUCCUAUUUGCCACGUGGAUUUUAAUUACUGAAUAACAAAAAAAAAAGAAAAAAGAGGGGCACGUGCUAAUCACGUGCCUGUUAACCCUAAAUCCCCAAUUUGGGGAUAAAUCCCCAAAUUAGAAACACAGAGGGAAAGGGACCUCAACAAAUCGCGAAAGGGAAAGGGAAAGACGAAGAAGAGGAGCGACGAAGAACACGAGCACGAGAGCUCAACAAAUCGCGAAAGGGAAAGGGAAAGACGAAGAAGAGGAGCGACGAAGAACACGAGCACGAGAGCUCAACAAAUCGCGAAAGGGAAAGGGAGAAGGCUAAGGGCUCGAGACGAAGAAGAGGCAUACAUGGGUGGGGAAAGCCAUUUCUCUGGAGGGAGCUCUGUUUCCAGUGGCUACGGUCGAAGGAGGAACGUUGUUUUGUGCAAGUGUGGAGAAGUUGCCCCGGUUGUGACUACUUGGACGAACGAGAACGGAAAUAUUGGUAGGCGGUUCUAUGGAUGUGGCAGGUUUAAGGAACAGAACAGGAGGCACUGUGAUUUCUUCCAGUGGUAUGAUGAGUUGGAGGGUAACCCGCGUGACAAGAAAAUAAUUGCAGGCUUGUUGCGUAGAGUAGAUGAGAUGAAGAAGAACCAAGCAAUGUUGAUCAAGUGUUGUGUGCUGGGAUGGUCUGUAGCUGUGUUCCUGUUGAUUGUAUGUGCAAUUCUAAUGGUGAAAAUGAUGAAGUAGAAUUAGGGUGAGAGGAUGAUGUAGUAGAAGUAGGAGAGG